AUGACACAGAUUGGAGUAAUUAUCGGUACUGGAACAAACGCCUGCUACAUGGAGCAAAUUGAACGAAUUCCGAAGCUCUACGAGAAAUUGGUAGACGAUGGAUUGCCUGAUGAAAUCGUAAUGAAUUUGGAAUGGGGAGCAUUUGGCGAUGACGGAUCAUUGAAAUUCGUUCACACGAGGUUCGAUCAGGAAGUCGAUAGCAACAGCAUCAAUCCAGGAAAACAAAUCUUCGAAAAAAUGAUUUCUGGAAUGUACCUGGGUGAAGUGGUUCGAACGGUUCUGAAAGAGCUAGCACAACAAGGACUUCUACUUGGUGGUCAAACUGCACCGCUUUUACAAAAAGGACGAUUCUCAACACGAUUCAUCUCAGAUAUUCAGAGUGAUGCAAAUGGAGGAGAAGAAGAAAGAGCGACGUUCCAAAAUACGCAGAAGAUUCUUGGCGAGCUUGGAUUCACCAAUUUAACAAGAGCUGAUUGUGCCAACGUCUUCUACGUGUGUAGUGUAGUCAGCGCC
Molecule: messenger RNA, 513 nt
Organism: Ostertagia ostertagi
Lineage: Eukaryota; Metazoa; Nematoda; Chromadorea; Rhabditida; Trichostrongylidae
Source: the annotation of a GenBank genome assembly